CGUCAUGAACAACAUGGCGGAUUAGUGUGUGUGUGCAUGGAGUCCGCUACUCGCCUCUCCUCGUCGAUUAAUGAAAGCUUAUUUCUUCUAAAAAACAACAUAUUCUUCAGCAGGUCAAAAUGUUUCGGCGAUCAAGAUUUAGUGUUCGUCCUAACGUCGGUGCAACAGGAAGAACUGCAGCAACAGCAGCAGCAGCACCUCAGGAAGCCCCUUCAGCAAAGCAGGAGGCCAGUGAGACUCCAACAGAUGUUCCGGAGAGCAACAGUGCUGCAGCUGUGACAGACAACAAGUCUGACGUGACUCCAUCAGAAAAAGUUGUAGCUUCAGGGGAUGGCAAUGAUCCAAAUGGGGAAGGUACCAGCUCCUCAGCAGCUGUACAGAGAAGGAAGCGGUUUUCUGUCAAGCCCAAAGUGGCUCCUGGCCGCCUCUCCACACUCUCUCGGACCCCAAAGUCGCCUGUCAAAGCAGCUUCUCAAGCUCCUGUUGAUGGCUCCGGCUCAAACCUUGACAAGCCAACAACAUCUGGGAUUUCGGCAACCUCUCAGGGAUUCCAGUCACCAAGGAGACGAAGGUCUUCAGGAGAGAGCAAGCCGCUCAAGAUGCACCCUAAAGCCCCCCACAUUUCUUCCAGUAAUUUAGGACCCUCAGAUGUUCCUGCAAAUGAAAACUCACUGGAACAAACCCAUGUGCCAGCAGACGGUAGCAAACAAUUAGAAAACAUUUCCACCAGUCAGGUUAAAGAAGUUCCUCCCAGACCGCCGGAUAAAGUACCGCCAUCUUUGCCAGACAAAGAAGCUAUUGAAAUAUCAGAGAAAGCCAAGACACUUGUAUCAUCUAAGAAUGUGCUUUCACUCACACAGUCCGCCUACUCCCUGAGUAGACUCCUGAACAGCCCAUCAGACUUACAGAGGCUUGUAAAGGCCCAAAAGCUCAGAGAGCUGCUACGACAGGAGAGGUGCAAAGAAAAGAGACUCAAGAAAGCUAAGGCACUUUCAAAGGAGCUUUCUUUAGAUCCUGCCAAAAUGACCAUGAGGGACCUGAUCCAUUAUCUUCCAACAUCUAACCCCAUGUCAUGUAGUAUUGAAGACUUGGCCCAAGAGGAGACUGUCAUUCCAGCCUCACCAGAAAGAGAGAAGUCUCCAGAGCGAGCACAGGAACCUGAAGUGCCACCCAGCACGGCGAACUCACGAGAGGAGGACGAGGAGGAAGCAGACGAAGAGCAGGAAGAAGCGCUUAUGGUCCCUCAGGUCAAAGUAGCAGAGGAUGGCUCACUGAUCAUUGAUGAAGAGAGCUUAACAGUGGAAGUCCAGCGAGCCAAAGGACCAAACCCAGCAGAAAAUCGAGACCCCAUCUUUGAGCGUGGCUCCACCACAACUUACUCAAGUUUCAGGAAAGGGAACUAUUCGAAACCAUGGUCCAGUGAAGAGACAGACAUGUUCUUCCUGGCAAUUAGCAUGGUGGGGACGGACUUUUCCAUGAUUUGUCAACUGUUUCCUCACAGAGCUCGAUCAGAAAUAAAGAACAAAUUCAAAAAAGAAGAGCGAGAGAAUUCCUGGAGGAUUGACAAAGCUUUCAGAGAGAGGCGCAAGCUGGACAUAGAAUAUUUCUCUAAGCUGCUGGAGAAAAUUUUGGAAUUUCAGAAAAGCAGGAAGAAACUCAAGUCACUUGCUGAGAAGAACUCCCCCAAGAAACACAAGAGGAAGACUAAAGCCAAAAAAGCUGCAAGACAGCUGAGCGACGUGGAGGAGGGAGAUGAAGAAGAACAUGAGAAUCAAGUUCCUGACCUGGAGGCAGAAGAGGAAGGAGAGAAAGAGAACGAGGACCUCUGUAAUGAGGGAGGAAUCCCUGCUUCUGAGCCGAACAGGAAAUGCAAAAGAAAGAAAAAACCAGACGACUUGACUGAAGAGCCAAAUGACAAGAAGAACAAAACAGGUGAGGCCGGCAUACCUGAAGAUACUGAGGCAGCUCUUCCUGAGGACCACACAAGUUCAGACAUGCCUGAAAAGUCUCAAAAUGUGAACACAGCCAAGGACGCUGCAAUCAAGCCAGCUAAACUCUCGCGAGGCAGAGCACCGAAACCACUGCUGCCUUUGGGCCGGAAGUGGGGUAAAAAGCUUCCACCUUCCACAGCGGCCAAAGAUACUGCAGCAGAUAAAGGGGACGAGAGCGUGAGCGAUGGAGCCACGACAGAGCAGGUAAAUAAAGAUGCAUCACCUUCAAACCAGGCCAGUAGCAAAAAGCCAGCCAGUGAUGACAUUUCCUCUGACGAAGAAGAAGAAGAUGUCGCUUGUAAACCUCCUCAACCUACCAGAUACGGCCGAGUGCCCAAACCCACCAAGCCCUUGACAUACCCUGCAAAAGAGGACGCGCGCUCCUCUGCAUCCGAAACCGCUCCGGCGUCUCCAGCAGGGUCCGCUGGUUCUGCUGCCAAACCUAAACCCAAAGGCACAGCCAAGAGGCGGAGAUCAUCAAAGCCAGAAUCACCCCAAAAGUCUAAGAAGCCCAAACUAGUCACGCUCACUGCCUCUCAGUCAGACAUCAGUGAUGAGGAUGACGAGGUGGAGGAGGGGGAGCUUGCAUGUAGCUCCAGCGGAGACGGCCACACUCCCAUCUUUGUGCCUGCCAGCCUGAACACAUCUCACUCUGGGAUCUCAGAAGUGGAUGAGACUAUGGUGGAGCUUGAUAUCUUGGCCAGUAUGCCUGAUGUGUUGGGCAUUUCCCAAGAUGCACUGUGCCCUGAUUCCUCUUGUGAGCAGGCACAACAUGAGGCAGGCACAGCUGAGCCAUGUGAACAUCAGUUGGAUCUGCUGGUUGAUGUUAUAGACUUCCUUUCUUCAGAACACACAGAAGUAAAUGAGGAUGAGAGCUACAAUGAAGCAGCUCAAACCCUGCUGACCAUCGGCAACCUGACUCACAUCCCUCAGUCAGCACCAAAUCCAACAGAUCACACCAUGCAAGAUCACACAGCAGUUGUAGGAACAUCAGCUGGUAUGAAUGAAACCAACUACCCAGAAGACACUGCUUUAAAGCAGGCUGCACAAGAGGAAAGCGCCAUUCCUUCUGUGUCUGCAGCUUUUUGUCAGGAAGUCACAGAAACAUCAGAGACUGUUGCCACUUUGGAACUACAAGGCAGCAUAAUAGGCAGUGGUGAGAUGCCUGUCCCACAGUCAGAAAGCUCCGAUACAAGUUCUCGACAAACCAACAUGGGACGUUUACCUAAAGUGAAACCUAAACCUAACCUUGGCCGAACCUCAAGGACUGCACAUCCAAAAUCCCAACCAGAGACAUCGUCUGUAACGGCUGCUGAAGAGAGCCACUCAGUUGCUCCCAGCCUUUCUCCAGCCAAUGAGAUGCUUUCAGCUGUUGAAGAAACGGCUACAAAGACAUCAGACUGUGCUCCGGGAGUGGUAAAAGAUGGCAUUUCCAGUACUGAAGUCAAACUGACAGAAGAGCCAUCUGACAGACAGGAGAAGUUUGUUGAGCAAGUCGAAUCAGGAGCAGCAGUGUCAGAUCAGAAUUCCUCAGAAGUCCAGGCUCCCUGCUGUUCAGAAUCGAAUAUUGAUCAGACCAGCAGAGACACAAAGUCAACAUCCAAGUCCACAGAUGAAAAACUUCAAUCUUGUGUUGAGGAGGCUAAGGCUGGUUUUAAUGCUCCUGCAACGUCUGACUCAGUGAACACAGAGGUUGAAAAAGGGUCAGACACAGAUUCAGCCCUAGUCCAAGAGAGCAGUGACAAACUUACCUCAUGUGUUUCACCUGCAGAAGAUUUAUCUGAAAAACAAAAGGAAGAGAAUGUGGUCCCAGCUACCUGCCAGUCUAGAAGGGGUCGAUUACAAAAAGUCAAACCGAAACCAAACCUACCACAAACAUCAAGAACUGCAAAGUCUAAACUUCAAACCAGAGAAGCACCUGCAGACAAAGAUUCAAGCCUAACUCCAAACCCCGACUUCCACAAAAAUGCAAUAGAGGUGGAACCACAACCAACAUGCAGCCCCUCUCAUGAAACACAAAGCCAUCCUGAUCCUCAUCCUGCUUCACUGAAUUUGGAAUUUGAAUCCAGUAAAGAGCAGGUGACCAGAGACACAGGGUCAACUUCUGAGUUCACACUUGAAAAUCUGACAACUAGUGUUGGAACGACUGAAAGUAGUUCUAAUGAUGUGGCGACAUCUAACUCAACAGUCACAGAAUCACAAGGUGAACAAGGGUCAAAUGUAGAAAGCAGUGUCCAACCUGCCAUAGAAGAGUUACCAAUCAGUAAAAACGGGGGUGAAGUUGCAUCUACUAGUAGAUUAAGGAGGAGUCGAUUGCAAAAACCCAAACCAAACUUGCCACAGGCAUCAAGAAAUAUUCGGUCUAAACUACAAUCCAGAGAAGAUCCUGCCACACUCCUGCAGAUUGUGGAAAAACCUCACAGUCCAACUUCUACGACUGAUUCCACUGAAAACACAACAGCAGAGGUAGAAGCCCAGCCAAGUUGCAGUACCACACCUCCAGAAAAGUCAAGUCAAAGUACUAGUUCUCCUUCAGUUCCAGUGCAAUCACUGGAAUUAGGUUCUGCUCACAAAUGCACACAGGAGCUAUCGUCAACUGAGGAUGAGAAGACAGAUGUCGGAUUAGUCUCAAGUGCAGAGGACUCUGAAAAAAAUGUUCCUCAAAGAAGACGGCGGUUUCCUAAGGUGAAACCCAAACCCAAUUUACGAUCAUCCACUCGAAUGAUGAAACAGCAGUCAGAUAAUGACAGUAGACCUCCAGAACAUUGCCAUAUCGGCACCACCUCAAAUGUAUCAUCAGAACAACAAUCUAGAGACAAUAAUCAGAAUCUCACAGAGAAAGACAACAAGCCCUUGAUGUCAGCACAUUGUUCCUCAAGUGCGGGACUUCAUUCAGCAGAAGUUGGACCUACAGAUUCUGAAAAAUUACGGGACAUCACAAAUAACAAAGCAGCAUCCUCUGAUGGUAUGACCAUGGAAACAUCUUGCGUUGCUGAGUACCAGCCUCUGUUGACAGACCCAGUACUUGAAAAUACAAGUAGUGAGCAAUCCACAGUUGAAGUGGAACCAACAGGGGACAGAUUUUCAAGCAAAGAUCCGGUGGAGGCUGAUCCUACUUCACAAGAUGAUGAUAUGCCGGACAUGUCCACCCAAGUUACAGAGACGAAUGUACAACAAACAGAUGAUUCAGCUGCAGUUUCAGAAGUCCAGCCUUCAAAAGAUACUUCCAAUGAGUCAAAAAAUACUCAGAGUGUUCGGACAGAGAUUCCUCCAUCCAAAGUGAUGACAGAGAGUCAGAGUUGACCGACACUUCUAAGACCUCAAGAAAAGCUCAUCAAGUCCGUAGAGGUCGGCUAAUAAAACCCAAACCCAACCUGGCAUGCAGCAGUCGUCCUUCACAACCCCGGAAAGUACAGAACACAACACCAGCAGAAACAGACUCUGGUAGUUGCUCACAAAUUGUGACUGCUUCUGUCGAGCACAAACCAGCAUCUGAACUCAGACCUGACAUGCAGGAACCAGUUGCGGGAGUUAUCAAUAUAUCUGGUAACCAAACCUCCACUCCAAGUGACACUCAGUCUCCUGUAGACUGCUGUCCACAAGUUACCGCUCAACAAAGUCAACACAACUUCCCUUCAAAUGAUUCUCAAGCCUCUCUGAAUUGUGUACCUUCUACCCAGAUUGCAUCAACGCCGAGUACAGAAGCGAUCCAGAGCUAUCCAUUUUUUCCAGAGAUGCUGCCGGAGCAGGUGCCUUCAGAUCCCGACGAGCCAUUUUUCAUCCUCUCUCUGACUGAGAUCCCGGUCUCCUCAUCAGAGGAAGUGGUCGACAGUGCAGCUGAGCACCUCUCUUAUCUCCCUUCAACAGAUGCAUCAGUACAGCAGCCCGGCAGCGUAUGUGCAGAGAGUUUGGUGGCUGCAGGAGAUGGGUCUGUCGCUAGUGCCCAUGUGUCCAUAUCUGCAGGGGAGAGUGGUGUAAUGGGCCCCAUCGAUGUAAAGGAUAUUGGGCCAGAGCCAGCUGCGUUGAUACAUUCUACCAGCGAGAAUCCAGUGGAUCCUGAAGAAACUACUACAGUCCAGCCAGAAAAGCGUCCAGACAGUAAUGAGACAGACGUGGCCGCUGCAAAGCAGACACUAUCGAGUACUAGAAGAAGAGCCAAACCACAGGUUAAGUCCAGCAACGCAAGGAAGAAACAAACAAGCAACACCCGGGAAGCAGAGUCAGUCCCCACCCAAACAAACACCACACAGGACUCAGAGCAUUCUGGUGGUUCUGUGCCGCCAGAAGCCUUUGAUGAUACUGAGCCACAUAAAGGAGGGGGUGUUGAUGCAGACACUAGAAAAGAGACUCUGACAGGUGGGAGAGAUCCUCACAGCAGCUCAGGAGCACAAAGUACAGAGAGUAGUGGAACAAGUAAUUGGAAAAGAAAACCCAAAGUCUUCGCUCCCUUCCCUUCUGAGACUCCUUCAAUCAGUCCUCCACAUGGUAAAGCAGCAGAUAAACAAUCUUCGUCAGAGCCUGCAGCAUCCACAUCACACCAUGUCGCUCCCACACAGCCACAAAAGGAAGCUCGUUCAACACCUGUUACACCACCAGCACAAACAGAGGCGGACAUCCAACGGACAUCUGAGCACAGGCCCAACAGCUCAGGUCCAAAUCUGAGCAUGUCACAAUCUAUAGCCGAGGUUUCAGCUUCCCAGCAAAGUGAAUGCACGGAGAGCAGAUCUUUAGAGGAGGAGCCCAUCAGUGUGUCUCAGUACUUCUUAAGUGACAUUUUCACAGAUGUGGAGGAGGAAUGAGGGAGACGAGGAACCCGCAGGCGGCUUGCUUUUUUGGCACUUUUGUUAUUAAGUUAUGUCUAGGUUUAUUUAUAGCUAAAAUAUUGUUUGCUCACAGCUGAACUGCUUUAUUGAGUAUCCUGACGAAUGCAUUUUUUGACUUUUACAGGCACUUUGAAUGUUGCAGCAGUUUUAGUUUUUACAUUGCCAUUUGUUUAAAUAUCAAGCAUUGUAGCGCUUUUACACCUGGAUAUCAAAACACUGGUGAAUCAGUAGUUUGACUGAAGAAGUGCCAGCUUUUUAUGAAUGUGUCAUUAUGCUCCAUGUGUCACAUUUCAGAACAUUAUUGUUAACCAGCUGUGAAAAUGUAAAUAUUGUACAGUAACAAACUUGUUUUCCUGACAUUUGUCCAAUUUUCAGACCACAUUCUUGGUCUCAGGAAUAAAAAUAUAACUUAGUAACUUAA
Messenger RNA from Acanthochromis polyacanthus (spiny chromis), 7235 nucleotides. RefSeq lists its product as uncharacterized. Bases 120 to 5294 code for a protein of 1724 amino acids. Gene Ontology annotation, biological process: RNA polymerase III preinitiation complex assembly. Gene Ontology annotation, cellular component: transcription factor TFIIIB complex. The record is from RefSeq and is a predicted model, not a curated record. Gene Ontology annotation, molecular function: TFIIIC-class transcription factor complex binding. The transcript has 29 exons. Lineage: Eukaryota; Metazoa; Chordata; Actinopteri; Pomacentridae.